CUACUACGAUGCCAUUGUUGAAGCUGUGGACCGUAAAGCACAUUCUUGUGCGAAUGAAGGAGAAGAACAAUGUCGGUGCACCUUUGUGCUGUCUUGGCUUCAUGGUCCAAACACAGGCCUAUUAACCAGUGCUGGUAUAGCUAGCGUAUGCACAGUAAACGAUGAAGGUUGGAUUGAUCGAAAAGUCGCUACUUUCUCAAGGUUGGCAAAAAGUAAAGUUGCAGUUUCAUCUCGCAAGAACACUUCUAUUUAUCGGAAAGAAGCAUCAGCUGGAUUAGUGCUUGCUAAAGGAGGAUGGAGACAGCUGCUCACUGAUCAGAAGAAUUUUUCAUUCCAGGACAUUCAGAGUCGGUGGAAAUUAAUUUAUGGAAGUGAAAGCAAAGUAGGUGCAGAGAACUCGAGCAACCUCGAUUCUUCUCUUCAAGAUCAAGACAAUGAUCUUGGUGGAGAAACAUCAAACUGCCAUUUCAUAUUGCUUGGUAAUCUGGAGAGGAGCUUAUCUCCAUCAUCGAUACAGAAGUUCAUACACAGACACACAUGUGUGUCACCUCAAGUGUAUAUUCUGCUAAGUCCCAUCUCAACACACUUUGCAAGAGCUGUUCUUGUGGUGGAUACCAGGAUGGACCAUAGGACGCUAUGCCAAUUCCUGGACAAUCCAGAUCACUUAGUAGUGUCCACGAGCGGAAGUGAUUAACAGAAGCUGUGUCUGAAGUGAAGCUUCCCCUCCAAACCUCGCAAUCCAAGUUCCAAACAGACUAUAGAUCUUCCAGAUAUCAAGAUGGACUCAUUCUUCAAAUUGGCCCUAUACUCUGGUCUUGUAGAUGGCAGUUGUACAUGUUUUUAACUCUUGAGAUUGCCAUUGGCUUCCUGUAAAGCUCUCAAUGUUGAAGAUUAAUGUUAUGUAUUUCAUUUCAUAUAUUAUUCCAAUAGCUUUUGUGAAAAAUUCAAUUCCAAAUUCACGAUUACUUUGUUACCAUCAACAUUGUCAUCUAUAAAUAGAGGUUUUCACGUUCACUUUCAGCCGAACAAGAAGCAGUCCAUGAGAAUUAGGGAGAUGAUUUUGAGAGUUUACAUUUAACUUGCAGUGUGUUGACUUUUGUUCUUUGUGGUGAUAAAAGUAAUUUCUCUGACAUAUUGUCAUAUUUCGCUCAAUCGUGAUCCUCAACAUUUUGUUGGUUUUAAUUGUUUUUUUAAGACCAUGGGUUUUAAUUGAGAGCAUGGUAAAGCUUGGGAUGAACAAGACUUUGAUAGGGAGGCAUCCAAGCAAAUCUGAGGAAAAUGGCGAUGACAGUCAUUUGGAUGAUGAACUAACGUUGGUUCAUCACGGUUCUGAAGAGUACAGACGGGCUCAGCAAUUGAGGGGUUUGUUUAUAGACUUCUACAACCACGAGCAACUCAUGUUGAGGAGAUUGGUAGAGGAAGAGAAGGAGGUUAUUGAAGCAUUUUCUUCAUUGCAGCAAUGUUAGUUUAGUUUAGGUUUAGGCUGUGUUGGCUGAGUUAGUGGGGUCAACCAUUCAUUGUUCUAGUUUGCUAUCCUCCUAUGUAUAGCGCGCCUUUUCAGUGUGCAUAUAUGUGUGAAUAUGAUGCACGUAUAUAUAUAUAGUAAAGUAGCCAUCGUUAAGGGCUUGUUCUGCCUCAUCUCAAAUCUCAAUCUUAAAUCUUAAUUAAUUAUUACUAAUCACAUCCUAACAAGUUCUUGUAUCAGCUCAUUAAAAGAGUGUUGUUUCUUUAAUUUUAUUAAGACCGUUGCGUUUUAUUUUGGUCA
Molecule: messenger RNA, 1765 nt
Organism: Cuscuta epithymum
Lineage: Eukaryota; Viridiplantae; Streptophyta; Magnoliopsida; Solanales; Convolvulaceae
Source: the annotation of a GenBank genome assembly